UUCCAAGUCACCAUGACAACCAGAAUGCCAGUUUACUUCCGCUACUCCUCUAGCAGCACAUCCGGUUGGGCAGCAAUAUGGCGGCGCUCGUAUCUCUGCUGCUGGAAUUCGGAGGUGGCGCAGAGCUCCUGUUUGAUGGGAUCAAGCAACAUCAGGUGACAUUGCCUAACCAAUCGAACCCCUGGGACAUCAGGCAGUUAUUGGUUUGGAUCAGACACAACCUACUUAAGGAACGACCUGAGCUCUUCAUUCAAGGAGAUACAGUGCGCCCUGGCAUUCUUGUUCUGAUUAAUGAUGCAGAUUGGGAACUGAUGGGAGAGCUGGAUUAUCAGCUGGAGGAUAAAGACAACAUAGUUUUCAUUUCUACAUUACAUGGUGGAUAAUGAAGGCCCAAACAAAGACUUUUAAGGUCCUUCCUAGGCCUUAUGUCACACUUGCCUUUCAUGCCAGGAUGCUCAUAUAAGAAUGCCAUGAAAAAAGACACUGAUAGACUUCUGUGAAGAUGCCUGUCUCUCAUUUUGUUUUUGGAUUUGGAUGCAGAAAAGUUGGCCUCUAUCGUGAUCUUCUAAACUUUAUUACUGCAUGUUCAAAUAACUAAAAUAAAGGAUUGAUCUUUUUUAUUUCCA
Messenger RNA from Xenopus tropicalis (tropical clawed frog), 626 nucleotides. It is a transcript of the gene urm1, whose product is annotated as ubiquitin related modifier 1. The transcript has 5 exons. Bases 78 to 383 code for a protein of 101 amino acids. The record is from RefSeq and is a predicted model, not a curated record. Gene Ontology annotation, biological process: protein urmylation; tRNA wobble uridine modification; tRNA thio-modification. NCBI's taxonomy places the organism in Eukaryota, Metazoa, Chordata, Amphibia, Anura, Pipidae. Gene Ontology annotation, cellular component: cytosol; cytoplasm.